UGUCCUGUUGGCUUGCUUUCCGCGCAUGCGCAUUGCGCACAAGUCUUUUCCUGCUUUUGCUGACUGGUUCCGGAUGAGCACAUUCGUCAAUUUCGUCUCGAGCCAAAGCACACAAAUGGUACCACUAACCAGCUGACGAAAGAGUCUUCUUGUUCAAUGCUCAGGCCGAGAGUGAACCAUGCUGCUCCAAGCCCAGCGCGCGUCAGUGUUCACCUUCCAGUCGGCCGUGCACAGCGCUCACGUGCUGCAGUGUCUGGACGAGCAGCGGCGGCGAGACAUCCUGUGCGACGUGACCGUGGUGGUGGAGGGCCACAGCUUCCGAGCCCACGCCGCCGUCCUUGCCUCGUGCAGCGAGUACUUCCACGGCCGCGUCGCCUCCGCCGACUCCAAGCACAAUGCCGUCGUACCCCUGCCAGAUGAGGUGACCGUGCAGGGCUUUGAACCUUUGCUCCAGUUCGCCUACACAUCAAAGCUGCUGUUCACCAAAGAAAACAUCCACGAGAUUCAAAGCUGUGCCAAAUUCCUGGGCUUUCGCAACCUGGAGGCGGCGUGCUUCGAUUUCCUCAUCCCCAAGUUUUCCGAACGCAAAGCGCAGGGCGUCAAGCCGAAGGUCUGCUGCCACGGUCGCGAGGAAAGACGGCACAGCUCGGACUCGCAAACGGACCUCCCGCCUGUCGUCCCUCCGCCGGCGCCGUUCCCGCCUCCGCCUCUGAUUCACGACUUGUGUUUGGAAACCUGCAGGCCGCAGUUGCCUCCCUUGUCUCUGGAUUUGUCGGCCAACGUUGCGUGUCCGAUAUUUUCUCUUCCCAAUCCCAACGAAGCGGUUCGAGAAUCUCGGGUCUGGACGGAAAACGUUCUGGCGGCGGACAUUAGCGGUCCGAGCCAGUUGGGUCUGCCGGAGUUGCCGUGCGAGCUGUCGGCGGCGGAGCGCGAGGAUCCGCGAGACCUGAUCGAGCCCAGGGAGAGUCUUGACGUGGACUGCGGCUUCGCUUCUUGUCCCGGUGCCGAAGGUUCUGCUCGGUUAUCAGAGCAGUCAGCCAGAGAUGAGGGAUUUUCUGAGAGGAGCAGAGAGGAAAGGGAAGUGGCCGAGCAUCUAGCCAAGGGAUUUUGGUCAGUGCUCUGCACGCCGCCUCAGCAGCAGACUCUGCCCCCCUUGGAUCAGACCAAUCUUGAGAAAGCUUCCUCAGACUUCCAUUGGCUCAAACAGCUGGACCUAACCUCCAAUCCGGCGGACUGUCCUUUCCUCAGGGAGCUCGAUGCGGGCGGCGAGCCGAAAUUGCACGCCGACACGCCGUCCCAGUCGGAGAAGAGCCCCUGCGUAUCCUCGCUCAACUCGGGGGAAGAAUCCGACGAGGACACCGACGGAGAUACGGAGGCCAACACCAGAAGAGCGGCCGAGAUCCACCUGCCGUUCCCGGUGGAGAACAUCUCCACGCUGAGCCGGAGCGCCUUCCAGCAGCUUCUCAAGCACCAUCCCAUGACGCCCGAGCAGCUGGAGUUUGUCCACGACGUCCGGCGUCGGAGUAAAAACCGCGCGGCGGCGCAGCGAUGCAGAAAGAGGAAGAUCGACGGCAUACAUCAUCUAGACUAUGAAAUCAAAACAUUGAAAAGCGAAAAGGAGAAGCUGCUUCAUGAGCGUGCAGAACUGGAGCAGAACUUGGAGGAAGCCCGCCGGAGUCUCUGCAGGCUGCGCAAGAGCGUCAGCGCCGAGCCCGCCUCAGACCAGGACCACCUGCACUUCCUGGCCAAGCUCUCGGCGCCGGACUUCCCCGUGUCUCCCCACCUCGCCGAUAAAAACCCGUCGAGCCGCUUUGAAAAGCGGUAAGUUUGGAGUGUUGGGGGCGGGGGGGACGUCUUUCUCAUCCCCGAUCGUUCAUAUCCAGGGAAUUGACUUUUUUUUUUUCUAACAACAAACUGUCAUAAUCCCCACAUGGAUUUUGCUUUUGGUGCGCUUGAAAUUAAUAUCAACGUAUGUGUGAAAUUUACUGUAGAAUAGUUUCCGAGUGUGCUACUACCUAUACAAUAGGCUUGUGUUGUUUAAUUUCUCAGGGAAAGACUCAAUCUGAUCCCUACACCCGUGCGUGAACUGAUCACACCAAAAAAAAAAAAAGCAAAAAAGUUAUUACUGUACAGUGUUAUUUUAUUGUACCACUAUGGUGUGUCACUAAACAAAUAUGCAAAGCACUAACUGAACAUUUAAUGUUAGAUUACUGUCACUGCUAACACACGUUGUUGGUAGCAUUGUUUAAAAAAAACAAACAAAAAAAAGAUGCAUGGCUUCAUGAAAAAUGGUUCUUAGUACCGAAAAUGGGUACACUCGAGAAAUUGUGCCUUGUGCAUUUUUUUUCCUUGGAAUUUUAAAUCACUCUUGCACACGAACCCAGAGCCUUUAUUGACGUCUGCAUACAGAGUAUUUUUUAUCGAAUGCUUUCAUCUUAAUAAAGGCCAUUUGUGUAAAAGAUGCUCCCGUUAAAUGGUCGUCUAAGAAUGGACAGUAGCGCGGCCGGGCCUGCAGGUGGUAGUGCAAGCCACUUAUUCCAUCGAUAAGCGGCUGAAACAUAAUUGAAGUGCAUGGAUUGAAAGUUAUAAGCGUUCUAAUUCACAGCAACAACAAAAAAAUCCUCCAAAUAAUAUAUAUGUGAAUAUUGCACAAGGCUAGUACAUUGCGAAGUUCACUGGUCAUUUUAAGGAAGUGAAAAGAUUGCAACUUUUUGAAAAUGCUGACAUUAGAACAAACUCGGGAAGGAUUAGAAAGUGAGAAGUUCAAGUACAUUCUGCUACAUUUUGGUCAAACUCAAAAUCGUCACCCAGGAAUGGUUAGCACAAUACAGAAGGAGCCUUGCCAACAAUUUAUUGGCAUGACAGUGUAACUUUCUAUAAUUAUAUUUUGUGUUUAGGAUUUCACUUACAACUGGCUGCUAUUUUUUUUAAAUGAGCAAUGAUAAAAAAAAAAAAAACAUCUUUGUACU
Molecule: messenger RNA, 2969 nt
Organism: Syngnathoides biaculeatus (alligator pipefish)
Lineage: Eukaryota; Metazoa; Chordata; Actinopteri; Syngnathiformes; Syngnathidae
Product: transcription regulator protein BACH1-like
Exons: 5
Coding region: 179-1825 (548 amino acids)
Biological process (GO): regulation of transcription by RNA polymerase II
Molecular function (GO): protein binding; DNA-binding transcription factor activity, RNA polymerase II-specific; RNA polymerase II cis-regulatory region sequence-specific DNA binding
Source: RefSeq, a predicted model, not a curated record